AUGGAGAUCCUUUUUGUGUUCACACGCCAUACUUACAGCAAGAGCGGAGCUGGUCGCUACAGUGUCCGUAAUAUAAAACGAGCACCUAGUAUCUUGAGCCAUGCACGCUCGCGUGGUUCUCGCGUUCGCCGGCCCUUCACCAUCAUCCCUCAAGUGGCCAUCAGAAUGAAGUUGGUUAAUCCUAUUAUUACUCUAGCGGCUUUCGCUGUGCUGGAAGCCUUUGCUGCACCCCCUUUCCACCGGUCGUCUGGGGUUGGUUCUUCUAAAUUGGGACGGAGUAUACCAAAAACGCAUAUUCGACAUGAGAAAAGGACCGCAGUGCAAGAAAGGGCUUGGAUAAAGGUGGAAAGGGCAGUACCUGAUGCUAUUUUACCUAUGCGCAUAGGCCUGAAGCAGCAGAAUCUUCAAUCGGGUCACGAUUUCUUGAUGGAUAUAUCGAACCCCAAAUCAAAGAACUAUGGCAAACAUCUCUCAGCAGAAGAGGUUGUUAAGUUCUUCGAGCCCGCCGAAAGAGGUGUCAAAGCAGUGAAAGACUGGCUGGUCGAGGCAGGGAUUCCUUCCGACGAUAUCUCACAGUCUAGUAACAAACAAUGGAUACAAUUUGAUGCGCCCGUUAGCAAGGUAGAAGACCUCUUGAUGGCAGACUACCACGUGUGGGAACACGUCGAUACGGGUGCUAGGAAUAUUGCCUGUGACGAAUAUCACCUCCCGAAAGGAGUGAAAGAACAUGUUGAUUAUAUUACGCCUGGUAUUGCGCUGCUUGGCUACGGAAAUACGCAACAGCCCCCAUCAAAGAAACGAAGGGAGACUAGCGUAGGUCCUAUCCACCGUUUAAGUCAACCGGUUGACGAGAGUGAGCUUGCCGGGCUCAAGAGUGAGAGAAGCAAGAAUAAUCUCUCCCCCCUUAAACGGACCACGGGUCCGAAUGUGGAGGGGCCUUUACGCUUUGCGACACCCGUGGAGCCCGCAGAUGCAGCAAGUGGAAAUUUCACGCUGCCUGGUGGCUGUGACCGAUAUGUCACACCGGAUUGUAUCAGGGCUUUAUAUGGCAUCCCGAAAGGGGCGAAGAAACACCCGGAUAAUAAAAUGGGAAUCUUCCAAUCCCUCGGACAACACUAUACACAACACGACCUCGAUACAUUCUUCUGGAGCUUUACGGAUGACAUCCCGAACGGAACACAUCCUGAACUCUUUUCCGUGGACGGCGGGCAAGGUCCGACGAGGAACCUCAGGUUGGCAGGUUCGGAAGCGAACCUCGACUUCCAGAUGGCGUAUGGGCUGAUCUGGCCGCAAGAGCCUGCGCUGUACCAGGUCGAUGACGAGUGGUACCAGACUAACUACGAGUUCGACCCAGAGUCAUACAUGGGGUUUUUCAACAACCUCUGGAACGCAAUCGACGGCAGCUACUGCACCUUCGAGGCGUACGGCGAAAAAGGCAAUUGCAAACGUCCCGAGUGUCGGGACCCCGAGUACCCGAAUCCGCACGACCGCGCCGGGUAUAGCGGGCCGUUGAUGUGCGGCGUGUACGAGCCGACAAACGUCAUCAGCAUCUCGUACAGCGGAGCCGAGAUCGAUCUCCCGGCGUCGUACCAGCAGCGCCAGUGCGCCGAGAUCAUGAAGCUCGGCUUGCAAGGCUCGACGGUCGUCAUCUCGUCGGGCGACGACGGCGUCGGCGGCUUCUCCUCCCCCGCAGCGCCUACCGGCUGCUUGGGCCCCGCGCGCGACGUCUUCAACCCGCAGUUCCUCGCGAGCUGUCCGUAUAUCCUCACGGUGGGAUCGACCGUGCUGCAAAGCAAUAGGACCCCCGGCGUCGACCCCGAGGAGGCGACGGACAGGUUCCGGUCUGGCGGGGGAUUCUCCAAUAUCUACGACGCGCCGGAUUACCAAAAGGACAUCGUGAGCAAGUACCUCGAGAAGGCCAAGCUUCCGUUUGAGGGGUACGAAGGCGGCGGCGCUAACUAUAGCAACGUUCACGCUGGAAAAGGACACUUCAACAAGUUGGGAAGAGCGUAUCCGGACGUCUCGGCUAACGGGGACCACUUCGUGAUUUCGAGCGGCGGCGAGCUGCUGAGCAUCGGCGGCACGUCGGCUUCGGCGCCGCUUUGGGGGUCGGUGAUUACUCUGAUCAACGAGGAGCGGUUGGCUGCUGGGAAGAGCCCGGUCGGGUUCGUUCACCAGGUCUUGUAUUCCCAUCCUGAAGUCUUCAACGACAUCACGAAGGGCGAUAACAGGGCGUGUAAGACCACGGGUUUCCCGGCUACCGAGGGCUGGGAUCCUGUGUCUGGAAUGGGUACACCGAAUUACCCCAAGCUUUUGGAGCUUUUCUUGAGCUUACCGUAG
Daldinia caldariorum is the source of this 2340-nucleotide messenger RNA. RefSeq names its product protease S8 tripeptidyl peptidase I. Gene Ontology annotation, biological process: proteolysis. Lineage: Eukaryota; Fungi; Ascomycota; Sordariomycetes; Xylariales; Hypoxylaceae. Gene Ontology annotation, molecular function: tripeptidyl-peptidase activity; serine-type endopeptidase activity. Bases 1 to 2340 code for a protein of 779 amino acids. The transcript has 9 exons. The record is from RefSeq and is a predicted model, not a curated record.